Topomyia yanbarensis is the source of this 1086-nucleotide messenger RNA. Its product is annotated as JNK1/MAPK8-associated membrane protein. Gene Ontology annotation, molecular function: ubiquitin protein ligase binding. The coding region runs from base 100 to 993 and encodes 297 amino acids. Gene Ontology annotation, biological process: response to unfolded protein. The transcript is spliced from 3 exons. The record is from RefSeq and is a predicted model, not a curated record. NCBI's taxonomy places the organism in Eukaryota, Metazoa, Arthropoda, Insecta, Diptera, Culicidae. Gene Ontology annotation, cellular component: membrane.
UCAAAACAAUAUUGUUGUAAAAUAAUUGCUAGCAUUAUGUUGUGGACGAAAAUUGCACAAAUUUUAACCGAUAACAGUGCUUUAGAUAAUUAAAAAAUCAUGUUGAAAACAGUCGACAAGUGCCCGGGCCUUUACUGUGGUCGAACAAUACUGGAGAAUGCGUCGCUCAGCGAUUGUGGUGCAUGUUUGCGUGGUUUUCGCGUAAACGACCAGUUUGUGUGUGCUCCGUGCCAAAAUGAUCUGAGCGAACAUGACUGGUUGUACCUGGGAUUUAUGGCCAUUCUACCGUUGAUAAUUCACUGGUUUUGUAUAGAUUUGAAUGCUCAACAGCGAAAGUUUACCAGAGGCGAAUUAAUACUGCAUGCAAGUGCAUGCAUCGAGGUGUUCCUGUCAGCCGUUCUCACUAUACUGUUCACGGAUCCCAUUUGGGAGCUCCGAAUCAAUUCCUGUGGUGUACGAAAGCUAUCCGAUUGGUACACUUUGUUUCAUAAUCCCACGCCUAACUAUGAAACAACCUUAUACUGCACCCAGGAGGCGGUUUACCCGUUGCAGACAAUGAUUUUCUUGUUUUAUCUUUUCUGCAUCACUUUCAUGAUGAUCAUCCGACCGGCGCUUAAUAUCAAGUAUCUUCCUUUUCGAGGGAAGAUGGCUGUUUAUUAUGCGCUUUACAUUUUUCCAAUACUGUCACUAUUGCAUGCUGUAGCAGGAGGACUAAUUUAUUAUUCUUUUCCUUACUUGAGCAUCGUAAUCUCAGUCGUGUCGAACGCUCUGCACUUCUCGAUAAAGCUUGACCAGACGAUGAAAUCUUUGCUGGAAACGUCAGUCACCCAAAUGCGCAAUGUGACCAUCAUCCUUGGCCACUGGCUACUGCUGGCGUACGGAAUCAUUUCGAUACCAUACGAUAUUUCGUAUUUUUCGCUGAUGCUCGUACCGGUGCCAGCAUUGUUUUACAUUUUUACAGCUAAGUACACCGAUCCCGACAAUUUCAAGUAGGAUCUUUGGAGAGUGAUAUUAAUGCAAAAUGUACGAGAGAGAACAAUUCUGUGACUGUAGUCUUUAAGUUAAUAUAUUUUAUUUUGUUGUAAA